AUGCAGAAGAAAAUUCCGCCAACAUGUGUCCAUGUUGAAGUACGGACCAGGAAGAAGCUUAGCGAUGCGGAUUCCUUCACAAAGUACAUCCAGGACGCUGCAAGGGAAACGCUCCCGGUUCUAUUGCCGCGGAAGAAGUUUGCCUUUGCAUCUGCGGAAACAAAAUCCACAUACAAUUGUGCAUAUGUCGCUCCCAGCACUGGUGACAUCAAUCAGGAAAAGCGUCUUAGAAGGAAACUGCGCCAUCAGCUGCAACAAGACCGCGAUAACGAGUGGGCGUCUAGAGCGAUGGAGUUUGAGAAGGCGUGGGAGGACAGGAACCCGCGGAAAGCCUACGCUCUACUAAAACAGUAUAGCGGCAAAAUGAAAGGAUGUUCCCAUGUCCUCAGCACUACUAAUAUGUGA
This is a messenger RNA of Necator americanus (New World hookworm), 405 nucleotides long. RefSeq lists its product as uncharacterized. The transcript has a single exon. Lineage: Eukaryota; Metazoa; Nematoda; Chromadorea; Rhabditida; Ancylostomatidae. The coding region runs from base 1 to 405 and encodes 134 amino acids. The record is from RefSeq and is a predicted model, not a curated record.